Messenger RNA from Symbiodinium pilosum, 717 nucleotides. NCBI's taxonomy places the organism in Eukaryota, Dinophyceae, Suessiales, Symbiodiniaceae. The record is from the annotation of a GenBank genome assembly.
AUGGUCUCUGCACUGCGUAGUAGCUCCCGUCAGGGCACUGUCCUUGCUGCAACCUUCAGCGCUGUUGCAGCCUUCCAGGUGCUGGAUGUAGGACCCCCGCGGACAGGAACGCAAACGCUGAAGGUCGCCUUAGAAGCAUACGGCUUCCGGACGCUACACACCAGCUACAACUACACGGCGCGAAUCCCUUGGUGCAACUACCUCUUCGGAGACGGCCCACUCGAAUCAGCUCUUCGCUCCUUAGAUGGGUAUGACGCUGCCAUGGACGAACCUUUCCACCUUGUUUACAGGGAGGUCAUGCAGGCUUUCCCUGACGCCAAGUUUGUGCUGCCUAUGAAGGAUGCAGAUGCCUGGUAUGACAACGUCGUAGCCGCAGGUAGAGACCUCCGCGCGGACCUUGAAGAGGCCACUUCCGGGCACGACGGGCUCUCGGGCUUCGAUUUCUUGGCAGCCAUGACCCUCCGAGUUCCCUCUAUGAGGACCUGCAGCGGUUGCGUCAACUGGGGCUGCGAUUUCUUGAAUGCCACUGGGAAGCCCAACCGUGACCGCUGCGUAGCUUCAUACCGAGAACACGUGGAGAAGGUGAAGGCUACAAUUCCGCCGCAUCGGCUGCUGCUUUUGGACUUUUCCAACGGCUGGGCACCCUUGUCUCACUUUCUGGGGCAGCCCAUACCAGAUCAGCCCUUUCCCUAUGUCGACGAUUUCUUCAGCGACUAG